Messenger RNA from Periophthalmus magnuspinnatus, 6709 nucleotides. RefSeq names its product metal transporter CNNM4 (gene cnnm4b). The record is from RefSeq and is a predicted model, not a curated record. The transcript has 7 exons. Gene Ontology annotation, cellular component: plasma membrane. The coding region runs from base 29 to 2455 and encodes 808 amino acids. Lineage: Eukaryota; Metazoa; Chordata; Actinopteri; Gobiiformes; Gobiidae. Gene Ontology annotation, molecular function: sodium ion transmembrane transporter activity; magnesium ion transmembrane transporter activity. Gene Ontology annotation, biological process: magnesium ion homeostasis; magnesium ion transport.
UCCCCCAUUCUCAGUGAGCGAAACAAACAUGGCGGUAGACUCGAGUGGACCAGGGUUUAGGCUAACUUUAUUCUUAUUUACCUGCGCUUUUCUGGGGACCCGGACUGAGGUGGCGGGCCAGGACACGGGAGGCCCCCCGCGGAUACUUGGCAUGCGGCUGGAGAGGAGCGACACCCCGGCAGCCACCACGGAAAAGGGGAUAAUCCAGGUGACGGAGGGCAGUGACAUCCUCUGCAGGUUCUACGGGCUGAGCUUGCUCCCCAACAGCUCGGGUCUGAUCAGGUUUACGGAACUUUACUCUAGCGAUAAAGAGGAUGACGAUCUGGGAGCGAUAGACGUGCAGUUCAACAGGACUUGUCCCGAGCCUACUAUAGAUGUAAUUGUGCGCAAAGGUAUGAACAUUUCCAAUCAUAAUACAGCCGGAGUGGUCAGUGUUCGGGUCAAACAACUUCGUAAGAGCGAAGUGGUCAAAGUUUUCGGCUUGUGCGUACGCGACAGCUUGGAAGAUGACAAAUGGCGACUGUUGGAUGAAAUUGAUGGACGAUUGCGCGUGGUGGAGGAGAAAAAGUCGCUUCUUCCCAUGUGGUUGCAAGUUAUCCUGAUCGCCUGCCUCUUGGUCCUGUCUGGGAUGUUCAGCGGGCUUAACCUUGGACUGAUGGCGCUGGACCCCAUGGAGCUUCGCAUUGUGCAAAGUUGUGGCACAGAGAAGGAGAAGAAGUACGCGAGAAAAAUCGAGCCUAUUCGUAGGAAGGGUAACUACCUAUUGUGCUCCCUUCUUCUUGGAAAUGUCCUUGUCAACACCACUCUCACUAUACUACUUGAUGAUCUCAUUGGCUCUGGUCUAGGGGCUGUGGUCGCUUCUACGAUUGGCAUUGUUAUAUUUGGAGAAAUUGUGCCCCAAGCCCUCUGCUCCCGCCAUGGUUUAGCUGUAGGUGCCAACACUAUCCUCCUCACCAAGUUGUUCAUGCUUUUGACUUUCCCGCUCUCAUGGCCUAUAAGUAAGCUUUUAGACUGCGUUUUGGGGCAAGAAAUUGGCACGGUUUACAAUAGAGAGAAGUUGGUGGAGAUGCUCAAAGUGACAGAGCCUUAUAAUGAUCUGGUGAAAGAGGAACUUAACAUGAUCCAAGGAGCGCUUGAGCUAAGGACCAAAACCGUAGAAGAUGUAAUGACUCCGCUUAGUAACUGUUUUAUGAUCCACAGCGGGACCGUUUUAGACUUUAACACCAUGUCAGAGAUAAUGGAAAGUGGUUACACAAGGAUACCUGUCUAUGAAGAUGAGCGGUCAAAUAUAGUGGACAUCUUGUUUGUCAAAGAUUUGGCAUUCGUCGAUCCGGAUGAUGCCACCACCCUCAAGACCAUCACGAAGUUCUACAACCAUCCAGUGCAUUUUGUGUUCCACGAUACGAAGUUGGACGCCAUGUUAGAAGAAUUCAAAAAAGGAAAGUCCCACCUGGCCAUUGUCCAGAAAGUCAACAAUGAGGGAGAAGGAGACCCUUUUUAUGAAGUUUUGGGACUGGUCACCCUUGAAGAUGUUAUUGAGGAAAUCAUCAAAUCAGAGAUCCUAGAUGAAUCAGACAUGUACACGGAUAAUCGUAACAGGAAGAAAGUGGCCCCAAAUAAAAACAAGAGGGACUUCUCCGCCUUUAAAUACGAGAGUGAAUCAAAAGUGAAGAUUUCUUCUCAGCUCCUGCUGGCCGCUCAUCGCUUCCUAGCAACAGAGGUCAGCUUGUUCAGCCCGUCUCAGAUCUCAGACAAAGUUUUACUGAGGAUUCUGCGACAUCCUGACGUCAUCCAGGAAAUAAAAUACAACGACAACGACAAGCGCUCGCUCCAUCACUAUGUUUACCAGAGGGGCAAGGCUGUGGAUUACUUUGUGCUCAUCCUACAGGGCCGAGUGGAGGUGGAGGCGGGCAAUGAGAACAUGAAGUUUGAGAGUGGACCUUUCUCGUACUAUGGGGUCAUGGCCCUCAGCGCUCCUGCUCUGGAGUUCCGGUCCCCCUCUCACAUAAGUGGUCUGAACCGCACGUCGUCUCUGAGCGGAGCCGACCGGACCGAGUCUCUGUCCAUCAGCGGCAGCAACAGCCAACUCAACAACAGCCUCCCCGUGCAGCAGUACAUCCCCGACUUCAACGUGCGGGCCCUCACGGACCUGCAGUUUGUCAAGAUCACCAGGGCCCAGUACCAGAAUGGCUUGAUGGCAUCUCGCUUGGACAGCACCCCUCAGUCUCCAGAGAGCACCCAUCAGACGCCCAUCCUGGACCCUACCGUACCCCUUAGUACCACUACCACCACCACCCCUCCACCCUCCACCCCCCUGGCCAUCUCAGAUCUGAACAGGCAGGACUCAAAUGUGCUAGAAAAUGGACCGGAUGAGACCACGUUACUCCUCCAGAAUGAAAUCCAUGCCCCCCAUAGUGCCCCGAACCACCACAGCUCUCUGGACAACAGUAUCUGACCCUCAGCCCGACCCACUCACACUGCACAUUUAGGCUGAGAGACACAGACUGUGCUUAAGAGUGGGAACAAGCAGAUCCAAAGACGGUAGACAUGCCAAAGGAAACACUGCAAAUGUCUACAGAAGUUGAAAUAGCUUGAAUUUUGAAUAUUAAUUUUGUUUUAUUAUUUUUACUCUAGAUUUUUUUUUUUUUUUUUUGACUGGUAUAUUUGUUUAUUUUUAUUUAGAAUGGAUUAUCCAAAUUUUUACUAACAUGAUCUACAAAAUUAGCCAUAAAUUCUCACUCCAGGGACAGAUAUUUUUUCUUAAAAGUACAAAAAAAAUAAAAAUAAAAAUCUUGAAACAUACAAAAGCGUAAACCAAAAUCAGGGUUACAAGAUGAUUUUCAGAAAUUAUAUUAUCAUAAUAUUAGUAUUUAACCCAUAGACUGUAUAAAGAAGUGCAGUGUUCGGCUCCAGUUAAAUGAAGCUCAUCAAGUCUAGCAGUUAUAAGGACGAAUUUGGAGCAGAGUUCCAUAUUUGACAGCGAGUAUCGUAGCAAUCAAAGAGUCAAUUCGGAGCGAAGCUGUUGAAGGUAACACCCCCUUCCCGCCCACACCGCUAAUUUGGCAGGGUGUGGGCAUUUAGCAACACUGUCAAUGAAACCUGUUGCUAACGCUAGUGGGAGCGACCUUGGGGAAAGAAAGCACCUGAUUUGUCUGUUAUUAAUGUUCAUAUCUUGAGCUACAGACACAACAGCAAAAAAACAUACCAGGAUCAUGUUGAAGGGGUCAAUACAAACAUUUUAAGACCAAAAUGACGAGCCUCACAACAGCAGUUAAAGAGAGAGGGUUGACAGUUCUUUAAUGUAAAGUGAAUUGGAGUUAUAGUCGAUGUAGCCGGAAGUGCGCCCUGCUUUGGAACGUGACAGCACGGUCAUGGCAGCUAGUGCGUUAGCUAUGUCCAUUUAUAUAUACAGUCUAUGAUUUCAUCUUUAUUAAAAUAAGAUUUUAGUAAAUUAGUUAAAGAAAAACUAACAAAUACACUAGUUAAAACCAUUGUAAAUGGACCAGAAUUCAAAUAUUUUUCCCCCAAGAAAUCAUAAUUACAUAUAUAAUUACAGUACAAUUUAUCUUUACAGUGGGGGUCCCAAGUUGCGCACAAUGGUUUUUUAUUAGCCCUGCUUGAAAAAUGUGGAUAUCCAUGAUAAACCUACAAACCAAAUAGAUCUAAACAAGCCAAAAUUCAAAGUUUUAAGUUUUAAUUCAAGUUAUUUUAAAUCUGUAAACUUUGUGUUUUGCAGUGAACAGACAUAAGGAAACUCCAGUUGUUUUGUAAGCCUGUGCACCUUCAUGUAAUUGGACCUCUGCUACCUUUCUUUCUCUGUCCUAAUAGAAAGACUCAGGGAGACCCCACAACCCCUUUUUGUCCCUCCCAAGCUACUGUAUGCCCCCGAACCCAAACAACUCUGCCGCAUGUGUAGCACUGUGCAGUCUUCUUUCCAUCUAUCUCACCAGCUAGAAGGCAAAGAGCAACUUACACCAAGAAACACAACUUGCAUCUUCCGUAAAAGGCUUAAAAUGAACUGAUAUUUAUUGAACUAAUAUGAGUGUUUGGGUUUAUAGCUACUGUACUACUGUUUGUCUUUUCCUGGUUUGAGAAGUGAUCGCCUCUUGUUGGCUUUUGGAUUUUACAAGUAAUUAUGUCAUAGGGAGAGUUUUAACCAUAGAGAGCAGGGUCACAAAUCAAAAGCUUUGGGGAAAAUCAGCCAUGUUUGUCCAUAGAGAUGCUUUAGCCUAAACAGUAUAAAAAGCAAACAAAAGAGCUCUGAAAUAAUCACAAUAACUUCCAAAUUAGUUAGUUAGAAUAUUUAUUUUAAGCCUACACAUUUAAUUCACAUAUUAACAUAACCGCACAGACACAACAAACAUUCACACACAUCCAGACAAGACACUGGCCCAAUGCUCUUCGACCCUACACCUCCCUCCCCUGAUAUUACCCUUUGUGUUGAGGACAUCACUCUCUCACCUCCAGGUGUUUCCUCAUUAUUUCUCUUUUAAAUACACUUUUAACCUGAUCCAGAUUCGUACAAACUUUUAAUUCUUCUGUUAAGCUGUUCCACAGACUAACUCCACUGAGAUGGGCAUUGAUUUUAAAGUAGCUCUACAUUUAGGUUGAUAUAAUACUUUUACCUCUGAAUGUGUAACUAUGAUGAGCAUCUCGAAAUCUUGAUACAGAUCAUGUAAAUUGGCUACAAGGGAGUGAAUAGAUGCCCUGAACAUUAUCUUAUUCAUGUGCCUGUACAGGGCAAAGGGCAUGAACAUCGUCCUCUCAGUCGCCCCCAGCCUUAACAACACUAUUAGUUUAUAGUCAACAAUGAGUCAAAGUGACAGGGCUGAAAAUCACUGUAUAUCAUCUAAAGAAGUGGGGUGUCAUAAGUUGUUCAAUUUAUUGUGAUAACUAUCAUGGUUUAUGUGUGGUGGAAUCGCAAAUUUCCAUAGAAAUUUUUUUCAAUUUUUCAAUUUUGAAAGCUUCAAACUUCGGCUCUGAGCAUACAAAAAUAAAUAAACAAAAUUCCUAAGAAAAAUUAAGAAAUGGGUUCGUAUUGCUGCUGUUGAGCAAAAUAUGUAUAAGUUUUUAAUCACUACAUUUAACACUUUAAAAAUGUACUUUAAGAUCAAAAAGUAAAAGUAUUUUACACAAGUGUUGUUGAUUUGUUAAACGGGUAUUUAAAUACUUUUUCAUUUGAUACUUUGACUUUUACUUGAGUAACUUUUUAUCUCUGUAUCUGUACUUUUACUUAAAUAACAAAACUGAAUACUUCAUCCACAACUGAAAAUGGAUAACAGCCCCAGGCCGUCACUGGUAAUACUUUUGAGUGAAGGCAAACCCAAAUAACACCACAUGUUAAAAUCAUCGAUUACUUUUAAGCCAGCCAUUACUUUUGGGAGGUGUAACAACAAAAACACAGUUGCAAGAUAUUGCUUACAUAGUUUUGUUUUUUUUUAACUACACAUUUUAAACCUGAUUUGAUUAGUUUUAGCGAUCUAGGUAAUGAUUUUACUAUAUUACAAAAACUACUUGCAUAUUUCAUUGUAGCUGCUCCCCAUCGCUAUGACAUAUUAGGUGUUUUAAAUUUCAUGUCAUCUGAAAACCAGCAAUAGGUCUCUCUAUAAACUGUUUCUUGAUAAUCAGCCUGAAUGAGUCACUGGGUACAUCGGCUUUGAUUUUGUGUUUCUUUCGUUUGUGUUUCUUUUCUUUCCUUAUCGUAGCAGCUGAUGCCUGCGGUUCUGUGCCUGUAUGCAAGUGUCUGAACUAAAGUGUGCAUGUGACCAAAAUACCAUCACUUAAAGGUGUACUAUGUAACUUUUCUCAUUUAGGCACCACCGCCGCCUGCUUGUCUCCAUGGAGAUGUCAUUGCUAUACCUGGAAUGUUCCACAGUUUGGCAUUAAGCUUCUCUCUCUCAAGCAGGUAAUGAAACUAAGCCAAGUUACAGGUCAGACAGAAUGUUUGUCCACUGAUCUGAAGGUUGGCAGUUCAAUAUCAGCUCCCACAGAUGAAUGCUGUCGUUGUGUCGUUGGGCAAGACACUUAACCCACCUCGCCCCCAGUGUCUGCGUACACUGGUGUAUGAAUGUGUGUGAAUGGGUGAGUGGUUCCUUAAUGUAAAGCUCUUUGAGUGCCUUGAAGGUGGAAAACCGCUAUAUAAAAAUCUGAUCAUUUACCAGAUCUGUGGGAAGGCGAGCUGGCUCACUGUAGGAAUACUUGUUCAUCACUGCAAUAAAAAUGCCUCUAAUUGAAUAAAUAAGAUAGAUUAAGUUGAGAUGAGAAGUUUAAUGACCUACUGUGGAACAUUUCAGGAAAAACAAUAACAUUUCCAUGGAAACAAGCAGAUGGCAGACUAUCCAUCAGAAAAGUUACAUAGUGCACCUUUACUUUGUUGGGAACACAACCAAAAGAGGGGAUCGCGUUCACCUCAUGACUAGAAAAUUCUUACUAGAGUUUUAUUUAUUGUAUCCUUCAAUGCAAGUGUGUAUAUAAAGAUAUUGUAUUUGUGAAACGAUUUAUGAGUUUUCUUGCUAUUUGAUUUUACAUUGCGUUUCUUUUAUAUGUUUUUAAUUGGUUUGGUGGGGUUGGGUUCACACUGGUGUAUUUGUAAAUUAUUAUCGUUUUUCCCCAAAGCCAAUCCGUGAAUAAGGAACAUUACACUCCUUUUUUUUACUGUACCUGUACGCACCUGUCAUUUUAAAUUAAAGUUAUAGACUGCCAAAUACUA